Messenger RNA from Zea mays, 1742 nucleotides. Its product is annotated as alpha/beta-Hydrolases superfamily protein. The record is from RefSeq and is a predicted model, not a curated record. The coding region runs from base 388 to 1434 and encodes 348 amino acids. The transcript is spliced from 4 exons. Gene Ontology annotation, biological process: lipid metabolic process. NCBI's taxonomy places the organism in Eukaryota, Viridiplantae, Streptophyta, Magnoliopsida, Poales, Poaceae.
UAAAGCUCGGAGCCAUUUCCCAAUCUUGGAUGGAGUCAGCACCAGCCAAAUAAAAAAGCCCAACUCUUCCAACUGCAUCCCCUCGUUCGUACGGUGCUCUAUUCCGUCGUUCCAGACGAUCUUUAAUUAUUGACGUCAACUCUUCCAACAUGGUUUUAAAAUAGUAUUGUCCUCUCGUUGACCUGGAAGUCGUCGCCCACAGGCCACAGAUUCAGCUACAGCACUGCGGCAGGGUACGGGAUUUGAAGUGUCCAUACUGGAACAAGGACGACGCUCCACGGCUGAAGAAGGUGUGUCUCUGAAUGUCGGACGAGAACAAAAGACACUCUUGAUGUGGAUAUAAAGGCAGUGUCUUGAGAAGGAUCUGAACAAGAGAGAAGAAACGAAAUGACGUCACAGAAGGACAUCUUUGAUGUUGCAGGGCCAACGUAUCUGACAUACGUGAACUGGAACUGCCCUCAUCACCGGCGAUCCGUCAUGGCGAGCCUUGUGCAGGGCGUGUACGUCCUAGAGCGCGACCGGCAGUGCAACAGGCAGGGCGCCGACGCCCGCGCGCCGGCGUGGUGGAGGUUCUUCCGCUUCGAGCCGCGGCAGGUGCUCACCGACGCCGCCGACGGCUCUAUUUUCGGCGCCGUGUACGCGUUCCAGCCGCCGCUCCACCUCCUCGACCCCACGGCCGCCGCCAGCGCCCCGCACUACGUCGUCGCCUUCCGCGGGACCAUUACCAAGAAGGGCUCGGCGAAGCGGGACCUGGAGCUGGACCUGCAGCUCGUCCGCAACGGACUGGAAGGCAGGUCCCGGUUCCGCGCCGCCAUGCAGGCGAUCCAAGACACCCUGGCGGCGGCGGCGGGGCAGCACGGCCGCGUCUGGCUUGCGGGCCACUCGCUGGGCUCCGCCAUUGCGACGCUGGGUGCCAAGACCCUGGUCAGGGCAGGCGCCCCCGCCCUGCCCACGUUCCUCUUCAACGCGCCGUUCGUGUCCGCGCCGGUGGAGCGGAUCGGGGACCGGCGGCUGAGGCAGGGCAUCCGCAUCGCCAACAGCUUCGUCACGGCCGGUGUGGCAGCCGUCCUGCAGCGAGCCGGCGGCGGCGCCCACGACGCGGCGUUCGCGGCGAUGGCGGCUUGGAUGCCUAAUCUGUUCGUGAACCCGGCGGACCCCAUCAGCGCCGAGUACGUGGGGUACUUCGACCACCGCAGGAAGAUGGAGGCCAUCGGGGCCGGCGCCGUGGGGAGGCUGGCCACGAGGAACUCGGUCAAGGACCUGCUGCUGGGCAUUGGAAAGGGUCGCAGCGGCUGCGAACCGCUGCACCUCUUCCCGUCUGCCGUUCUGACGGUGAACCGCGGGCCGUCGCCGGACUUCAAGACGGCGCACGGGAUCCACCAAUGGUGGCGGCCCGACCUGUCACUGGAGUGCACCGCGCAUUACUACACGUGAACCUUUUACCCUGACUUCAUGAAGCUCCGUCCUCGAAUAUCUCACUUCACUCCGGGAUUUGGAUUGAAGGCUUGAAGCGACAAAGGUAGAAGCGUAACUUUCCAAACAUCGUACCCUUCGCCCGUUGAAGACUUAGUUGCAUUGAUGAUUUUGAUAUAACCUUUUUAAAAAAAAGAUUUUUUUUCGUUCGAGGAAGCAAGCUAAUGACUAUUUUCAACUGCAAGGUGUUGGAUGCAUAUGUAAGAGUAACUUCAACAGUUCUCUUGGGAAAAAGUCCUAAACUUAUGAAUAGCAAGUUGCUAAACAAC